Messenger RNA from Cicer arietinum (chickpea), 2475 nucleotides. RefSeq lists its product as uncharacterized. Lineage: Eukaryota; Viridiplantae; Streptophyta; Magnoliopsida; Fabales; Fabaceae. The record is from RefSeq and is a predicted model, not a curated record.
AAAAAAUGUUUCUUGAACACCGUUCCCACUCCCUCAUCCUCCUCUCUCUUAUCUAAUCUUCCAAAUCCAAAUUCAAAUGAAAUUCAAAUUUCCCUAAACCUCUUUUCUCUCUACCCUUUUCAUUUUCAUUCUUGUUUCUCUCUAGUUUCUAUUGUUUAGUCCAAAUACACAAACCAAAUGGGUACAUGUUUAAGCAAGAAAAAACCUUCUUCUACUUCCUCACCCCCCAAAUCACUUUCCACACCCCCACCAACUCAACCAAAAAACCCUGAAAACAACAAUGUCACAGAAACAACCCUCAACAACAAACCCAACACAGAACCACCAGAAGAAGAUGAAUCUCAACCAAAAAAGGAAAUUUUCAUCAUCAAACACAGAAAAAGCCAUGAUGAAAGAGAAAAAAACUCAAAAAUCACACCUUUCACUGUUCAGCACAAUGUUCCAUCACAACAAAAUGAAGGGUUGGUUUCUUCUUCAGAAACAGAAUCAACAUCAAUGAACAACAACAUUAACAACAACAACAACAAGGUUGUUAAUGUUGUUGGUGUUAGAACAUCAAGCUGCACAAAAGAAGAAGUUGAUGCAAUUUUAAUCCAAUGUGGAAGACUCAGCAGAAGCUCUUCUGGAAAAGCAGCUUCUUCAUCUGCUAAUGGAAGAAAAUACUCAGGUUCAAAAAGAAGUUUUGAUUUUGAUAACUGUGACAACAACAAUGAUGCAAUUUCAGCUGAAGAUGAACAAAAGAGAACAAAUGUAAGUGAAACAAGUGAAGAACAUGACGGUGGCCGGAACCGAAACAGCCACCGUCAGCGCAACCGCGGUUCGCCUAAACCUGGAAGAAGAAGAACACCAAGUAGGGAAAGAGAACAACAACGUUCAAGUAGUAGAGAAAGGAGAGUGAGUAGAUCUCCUGGAAGAAGAUCUUCUGAUAAUAACAAUGGUGGUUCUGUUUCUGUUUCUGUUACUGUUUCAGGUUCUGGUUGUUCUAGGCCUGGAAAAAUGGUUACUGUUCCUGCUACUGUUACAUCAUUGGUUAUGGAUAAAAGUAAUAAUGGUGGUGGUGGUGGUGGUGGGGGUGAAAGUGUUAAAAGGGGUGGUGUGAAGAGAAAUGUUGGUGUUGCAUCACCACGUUCUAUGUCACCUGCAAGAGGAAAUGGGAAUCAGCAGCAACCUUGUUCUCUUAGUAGGAAUAAUUCUUCAAGGAAAGCUGAAGUUUCACCUUAUAGAAGGAAUCCACUUAGUGAAGUUGAUCCUAAUUCACUUGCUUAUCCACAAUCUAAUGUUAAUGUUAAUGGUGGCAAUAAGGUGCAAAACAAAUCCAAAAAGGAGGUUGAAGUUGUUCAGAAACCAAAUGUUGAUACAAGGGACAGCAUGAGAAGCAGGACAAGCAGCAGAGGUACAUUGGAAAAGGGUGUGAAUCAUCACCAAACAAAGGAGCAACAAGAGGAAGAGAUCAAGCUGGUAACAUCUGACAAUGCUAUUGUGAAGAACAUGGUGAUGCCAUCAGGUAUUGAAAACUUCAAACCACAAACAUUAACAAGAAGCAGAUCUUCUAGAAGAUCAUCAAGAGACUUUGACAUCAAUCCUGAACCUCUUCCUCCACAACAAAAUUCAUCUUACACUUCUUUACUCCUUGAAGACAUUCAAAAUUUCCAUCAAAAAACACACCCUUCUGUUUCUCUCCCACCUUGUCUCAACAAAGCUUGUUCCAUCCUUGAAGCCGUAGCUGAUCUUAACUCAACCACAAGUUCAAACAAUUUCUCUAGUGGUGCUUUCUUGGAAGACAAGAAAACUUCUUCUAUUAGGAAUGAGUACAAUGUUGAAGAACCAUUUGUUGAAUCUGAAGUUGUUAUCUUUGAUGAUGUGAUGGAGCCAAGUUUGCAUAAGUAUGUUACUGUUAAAAGGGGUGGUUCACUUUGUGAGGAUCAAGAGUCUUCAGGAAGUAAUAGCUUCACUGUGAGUAGUGGUCAAAAGCAAUAUGGGAUUUGUUCUUCUUCUUGGGAACAAAACUCUUGUGAUUCAUCAGAUUGUUGGAGUUCAAGAUUGAAUUCAAAAGAUGAGAGUUUGAAAAGUCCUUUGGGAUUGGAUGGUAGUUUAGGUUCUUCAUGUGAAGCUAAUAAGAAGACAUUGAAUGGUAAAAGGAGAGAGUGUGAUCAUCAGCACAGUGGCGGUAUAGGGCGUGGAAGACUCGCUGCGGACGCUGCUGCAUUGACAUAGUGCAUGUUUGGAUUAACGGCGAGUUUGGAUUCUCAUCUUUCUGUUUGACAUCACUUUCUGUUUGGAGUUGCAUGCUUGCAACUGUUUUAUCUUUUUUUUUUAUUUAAGGCAAAAUUUGAGAUUAUCUCAUCUUUGACAUUUUCUUUAUUAUGUUAACGAAUACUUAUUUUAUCUUUCUUAUUGCAAUUAUUAUGUAGCAUUAUGUUAUGCUCUCUUCCUUUCUUCAAAUGAUUUAUUUGUAAACUACAUUUGCUCAAAAUC